CUCUUUGAAAUCCUGCAGAUUUAACACAUUCACCGACUCACUGAAGUGCUGAUAAGAUAUCAUUCCAUUAAUUCUUCUUGCUUAGACUGAGAUUUCGGUCCAAUGAAGUUUUCUUACCGCUUGGUGUUUGUGCUUGUUUCUGCUGCAAGCAUAUGGAAUAUCUCUGCGAAUUCCCGUCAUCAAUUAGGCGAAAAUGCAGUUGUGACAAAAGUUGUUUCGACUUCAAAGGUGCAGCGACAAGAUAUUGAUCAUCAUGAAGUGGUUAGUCCUCCUACUGCAACUAAGAAGGACAAGAGGAUAGGAGGAAGGAAAAUGGCAGCGGCGAGGUUAGAGAAGGACGUUAAAGUAGCGGUGGACGGCCCUAUAAGAGGAACUAGGAGCUCCAAGACCUUAAGCAGCAGCUCCGACCUUGAGGGAAAAUCUUCAUGCGGCAAUGUGGAAUGCAGAGAAAGUACUACUGCAAGUCGAUUUUCUGAGAAAAGUGUCGACCAUGAUCAGGAAUAUGCAGGAUUUGUUGCUUUUAGUCAGGAUUACCAUUCACCAAGGCACCACCCUCCUAAGAAUAACUGAUCCCAUGAACAUGAAUAAUGACUGGAGAGCCUCAUAUACUAAUUUCAAUAAUGUGCUAAUUAAUUAGCAUCUUUCUAAUUUUACUUUGCA
Molecule: messenger RNA, 660 nt
Organism: Malus domestica (apple)
Lineage: Eukaryota; Viridiplantae; Streptophyta; Magnoliopsida; Rosales; Rosaceae
Biological process (GO): cell differentiation; positive regulation of gene expression; positive regulation of cell population proliferation
Molecular function (GO): growth factor activity
Source: RefSeq, a predicted model, not a curated record